AUGGAAGCAAAAUCUUUUCCUACUAAGGAGUUGAGGCAAAUUGGUGUUGUGAUUCAGUUUGAAGAAGCUGUGAAAGGGUUUGUGCGCACAUUUAAGCACAAAGCUUCUACCUCUGCUCUAACCCAAAGUAGUGCCUUGUCUCUUUUAUCUUGUUAUAGGAAACUGAUGGGGGGCUGGGAACCUCUCCGCCUCAUUGCGAAUCUCCCCUUUAUCGAUGACAGCUCUAACUGCUCCCUAAGUCUCCCUGAUCCUUCUCGCAUCACUCGUUCAAGCGCACUGUCUCUUCUUCAGUGCAUCAAGUUCUUGCUUAAUGACAGAUUUGGGAAACUCCCUGAAGAGCUUGUUAAAAAGGCUUCUGUCAAAUGGUUGAAGACACAUGCUGGUUACCGCAGUCCGAAUGAAUGUCUCUUCUUUGAAAACAGCAUGGAAUUAGAGCCGUGUGAUGGUCCUUUUAUUGAUGAAGAGUAUUAUGGCUCAGAGCUUAAAUCGUACAAGGAAGAGCUAGUUGCGAUUGGAGUUAGCCAUGAUCAAGCCAAAGCUCGUCAGUUGCUUGCUAGCCACAUUUGUUUUGCUGAUUCCGAUGCGAUAACUCGAAUAUACAGAUUUCUCAGUAAAUCUGAAUGGAAACCAGAGAAGGGUGCGUCUUUAGACCGAAUCUGGAUCCCGGAUGGUGAAAAAUGGGUCGAUGUUUCUAGCUGCGUGCUUUAUGACAAAGACAAGGUCUUCGGUUCAAAGCUAAACGUUCUGGAAAAACAUUACGACAGUGAAAAGGAUCGCGAUCUUUUUGGCUUCUUCUCAUCUGCAUUUGGCGUGAGAACUAACCCGUCGACUGAAGAUUACUGUGCUUUGUGGAAAGAUUGGGGAACAACGAAGGACAGAUUGUCAAACGAAGAGUGUUGUGCGUUCUGGAGGUUCGUCACGCAACACGGUAACAACCAUGGUCUUGACUUCCUCUCUAAAUCAGUUUCGCGUUUGCCUGUUAACGCACCAGAUAGUAGCAAGAAUGGAGGGAUCUUGUUAUCAAACAUGAGCGACGUGUUCAUAGCAGAUGACUUGCUCUUGAAAGAUCUCUUCAAAGGUUCCCCUGUUUUCGUCUGGUACCCAACUCCAAGUAUCAAGACAUUGCCACAAACGAAACUUAUGGAGAUUUACAGAAAAAUCGGCGUCAAAGAGAUCUCCAAAUGCGUGGAGAUGGCAGAAGCUGAGUUAACUGACGGAUUCAAGAUUGAGCAGCAAGAGAAUAAUCUGAUUAGUCUGGGGUUAGUGAGGCUCAUUCUCGGGUUUCUCUCUGAUCCAUCUCUCAAGAUUGAAGCUGAGGAACGUUCUAGAAUCAUUCAUGGACUUGUUAGCCUUAAGGUUCAGGAAACUUCGGAGGCAAUCUCGACGGAAUAUACUCUGAAGCUACUCUCAAAAGGAGAGAAGCUGAUCGCAAAGGCUAAGCAGAUGAUAAGGUGGGAGAGAGAGGGAGUUGUGUAUGCAGAGAAGAUGGAGAAAGCGUGUGGGAAAAGAAAGGUUUUGGAAUACGCCACGUGUUUCGGCGAUGUGAUUGCGAAAGGAGUGUUGUGGGAGAGAGAAGAUCUGAUCGGACGGCUGUCUGAGCUUGUGAAAAUGGCUUGCUUGGUGGAGUUUGAUGAAGAUGCUUUAGAGUUUCUAAUGAAGUCCAAGAACCUUCAGGUCUUUGAAGAAGAUGAGAAACUCAUCUCAGAUGCCUUUUCUCUCAAUCUCAUUUCUCGUUUGAUGCCUUCUAUCUUCAAGGAGCUCUAUGUUCAGUCUCGUACUCGUUUAUAUGCGUUUUAUUUUGUUGCUCAUAGAUUUGUGUACGGUUCAUCAAUAGCUCGUACGGUUAAGUUCUCUAUCACUGGCAGUGAUUUCUGCCAUGGUACUUGUGACGGUCUAGUAUGCAUCUACUGUGUCAACCCCGCCACUAGAUGGCAACGCACUUUUCCUCUUUCUACCGUUCAUGGCCUCUUCUCCGACAUGUAUAAGCGAAAAGAGUUUCACUACUCAAGUCCUAAGCCUCGUUUCGGCAAAGACAUGAUCACGUGCACAUUCAAGCCGGUUUGGUUAUAUAAUUCAUCCGAUUUUCGCCUAGACAACGUUACCACUUGUGAAGUUUUCGAUUUUAGCCCUAACGCUUGGAGGUACGUUGUCCCUGCCUCUCCUUACCGGAUAAAUGCUUACCAUAAACCCGUCUAUCUAGAUGGGUCGCUUUACUGGUUCACCGAGUGUGAAUAA
Arabis nemorensis is the source of this 2235-nucleotide messenger RNA. The record is from the annotation of a GenBank genome assembly. Lineage: Eukaryota; Viridiplantae; Streptophyta; Magnoliopsida; Brassicales; Brassicaceae.